AUGGAGAAGCGGAAGUACAUACACUCUGAUGAGAUAAUACCGUCAAAGAAACAUCAAUCGCAGAACAAUGAUAAAGAUAGUCGACUGACCCAGCGAUAUGGAAUUGGUGCUCAGUUACUUUCUAAAAUGGGAUAUGUUAGUGGGAAAGGGUUGGGUGUAAAUAGUUCUGGUAUAGUAAAUCCAAUUCAAACUGAGAGUACAUCAUCCCCAGCCUACCAGAGGGCAGGUUUGGGUAUGUUGUCAACGGCACAAUCCAUAAAUGAUGAAGGUAUUACAAGUUCAUCUGAUGAAGAUAUGGAAUACCAGAGCCAAGCCAAGGUAGUCUCAUUUAAAAGAUCCAAUAAGUUAGAAUCUACCGAUUUUGGGAAGAGCAGUCGUAAAGAUAUUACGGAACUUUUGAAUAAAUUGGAUGUAAAUUCAGCAUUCGACUAUUUUAAUACGGAUGGCCCUGUUCUCCUAAAGUUGAGGGAAAAUGUAAAUAAAUUUGAAGACAACAUCUUUAUGGAAAAGAAAAAUAAGCUUAAGUUGAACUUAACUGAAAUGGGUGAUACAGCGAAUAGAUUGAGUCAACUUGAUAACGAGAUUCCAAUACUUGAAAAUGAUGUCUAUGGGAUAGAAGAAUAUAUCAAAGUGUUGGAAUUUCUUAAAAAUUCAGAUGUUUCAGAUUUUUCUGAUUCACUUCAUAUGAUCCUCAAGUUGUCAGAUGAUGAAACUGUUGAUAAGUUGAUUGCCAAUCAAAUACAAAGAACACUUAAACAAGCUAAUUGGAAUCCCUUGGAUCCUGAGGGUACAAUUUUAGAUUCCCUUAUAGAACUACUUGAUAAUUUGAAAUAUAGGUUAGAAACAAAUAAAGGCUUUCUUAAUAGAACGCAGACUGUGUUAUAUGAGUUGGUGUUUACUAAGAUGGAAAGCUUCUGGAAUUCAAUCGAUUUAACAAAGGGCCGCAAGAGUUAUGACACAGUUAUCUCAUUUUUAUUGAGUUAUGAGGUUAUACUGAAAUAUAUUGGCAGUUACGACUUUAUUUUAGAGGUCUACAUUACGCCGCAAUUAAUUAAGGUCAUUAAAGCCUGGAGUCUUACGGAAUCUACCAAUGAUAAUUUUCCAAGAUACUUGUUAAAUGAGCCAAAUAUACUCGCUUAUGAAAGCACAAUGACUACUUUAAGGAAAUUAUUAUAUGAUAAACUUUAUGAAUAUUGCACUACCUGGAAUUGCAAAACAUCUAUUGCACCGAACUCUUCUGAUUUAAUAUUUAUAAAGAAUUUUUUGCGCAGUGAUAACAAGGCUAGAAUAACGUGCACUAAGUAUUUUACUUACACAUUUUUGAAGGACUAUUUAGAGAAAUACUAUGACCCACUAAUUGAACUCGAAGAGUGGCAGGAUGUAAAAGGAAAUAUUAAUAAUGCAAACUCAUUAACUGCUGUGAAAACCUUUCGUUCCUACAUUAACCUAUUUGAACCAAACGAAUAUAAUCUCCUCUUGAAGUUUAUAUUUAAUGAGUUGAACAAGGUUUUAUUCCAAUGGUUGUUAUAUGCAGAUGAUCAGUCUAAAGGAGCAUCUAUUUCUUGGUUCAAUUGGUUUAUAAAUAACACAUUUUCAGAACCAUUACCAAGUGCAAACGAGAUAUUUCAAAUAAACAAUACCUUGAAAUUUCUCAAUGAAUGGAAAUUAACUAAAAAUAUUAAUCCAAUACAUAAUGAAGAUUUUAAUAUAAAAGAUAGUCUGGAAGGUAUUUAUAGUGAUGAAAGUACCCUAGAUGAUAUCGGGCAGGAACCUGUAUACACUAUAAGGAAUAUUCCAAUGCGUAGGGUUAUUUCAACUUUUAGAGAAAUAGUUGAAGAAUAUUGUGAAGAACAUGGGUUUUUAAUUAAAAAGAUUUCAAACAAAUAUGCGCAUUUGAAAUAUGGUAAAGAUAGAAGUAGUUUAGUGCCAAUAUUUAAUGUUUCAAACGCAAUUAAUAAUAGAAAGAUCAAUCUUGCAAUGAAAGAUGACAUACUUUGGGUAGAAAAACAGCAAGGGAAAUAUCUUCCAACUUACUUAUACAAAAUUGAACAUUUACUAAUAUGA
Molecule: messenger RNA, 2064 nt
Organism: Maudiozyma saulgeensis
Lineage: Eukaryota; Fungi; Ascomycota; Saccharomycetes; Saccharomycetales; Saccharomycetaceae
Source: the annotation of a GenBank genome assembly